Molecule: messenger RNA, 1119 nt
Organism: Closterium sp. Yama58-4
Lineage: Eukaryota; Viridiplantae; Streptophyta; Zygnematophyceae; Desmidiales; Closteriaceae
Source: the annotation of a GenBank genome assembly
AUGCUUAUCUUUCCUUCUUAUUUCCACCUAUCAUCACUGCAUGCUCUUCUCACUGCAUCGUCGUCUCAUCUUUCUGCAUCCUCCUCUCCCCUCUCCUGCGUCUUUUGUGAUGUGUGUGUGUACCUUUGCAGGGGCAUGUGGCACGGUCUAUCAUGGCACCUGGAACGGCUCGCCUCAUUUCGUUCAUUCCCUAUCCUCCCAUGUCUCCUCUCUUCCUGCGCUUCCUGCUUGCCUGUAUUCCGCUUUUUCUCCCGAUGGCAGGACGUGGCAGUGAAGGUGUUUGCACGGCAUGACAUCAGCGUUGAUUUCAUGCGGGACUUCAAGAAAGAGAUCCGCAUAAUGGAGAAGCUGCGUCACCCCAACAUUCUUCUCUUCAUGGGCGCUGUUGCCUCCUUGGACCAUCUCGCCAUAGUCACGGAGUUCCUCCCCCGCGGCAGUCUCUUCCGCCUGCUGCAUCGCCGUACAGCGGGGCUCACCCGCCUGCGACUGCUACGCAUGGCACUGGAUGUUGCGCGGGGAGUGAACUAUCUGCACAAGUGCUCGCCCCCCGUGGUGCACCAUGAUAUCAAGUCGGCCAAUCUACUCGUGGACAGGAACUGGACCGUCAAGGUGGGCGACUUUGGUUUGAGCAAGAUGAAGUUCGCCACGUACCUCUCUGCUCGAUCCGGCCGGGGGACGCCCCAGUGGAUGGCUCCAGAAGUGCUUCGCAACGAACCCUCUAACGAGAAGUCCAACGUGUACAGCUUGGAAGUGUUGUUGUGCGAGAUGGCUUUUUGGUGUGCGUCCUCUCGUGUGCUCAUGCUUAACCACCCCUCCUUGCAACCUACAACCCAUCCCUGCAGGUCUGAUGUGUACAGCUUUGGGGUGGUCCUGUGGGAGAUGGCAACACGCCAGGUGCCAUGGGAGGGCAUGAACCCCAUGCAGGUGGUGGGGGCCGUGGGCUUCCUGGACCAGCAGCUGCCUCUGUCUCCAUCCAUUGAUCCUGCCAUGAGGCUCCUCAUCUCCGACUGCUGGCGCAGCCCCAUGGAGCGACCGUCAUUCGAUGAGAUUACUUCGAGACUGAAGAGCAUGGUGCAGGAGCAAGAGCUGCAGCAGCAGGUGGAUGGGAGAGGCGUGUAA